CCGCCCAUUCAUCCCUUUCUCUCGCGAAGUAAUUCCCAUUGAUUCUUAUUGAACGGCGAGUCGCGAGCCCCUCGGGGGAGAGCCGUGUGAUUUGUGAAGGGUCGCGAGGACAAGACACGCCCCUCCUCGAGCCCCGGCCAUCUGCUCACCAAACACCACAACACCAACCAACCUACCAAAUGGCUUCCCUCAUCUCUACCUAUAAGCCUUUGUAGGUGAAGCUACUAGUUGCUCGGUGGGUUCCUGGGCCAAAUCACAGUGGAGGCAUGCAACGGAAAUGGGAGUGAAAGGUCUUCAGCAGUUUGUGGACUGCUGUUGUCCAGAGGCCCGUGUGACUGUGAACCUGAGAGAGAUGGCCAGACAGCAUGCUGCCCAAACCACAGAUCACACUACCAGUCCUACACUCAUUGUGGAUGGUAUGGCCUGCCUGCGCCACUGGUACUCAUGUAAGGACUGGGUGUGUGGGGGGCAGUGGAGGGAGUACAUGGACGCCCUGAAGAGCUGGGUGGAGAGCUUCACCUCAGCAGGUAUUAGACUGGUCUUCUUCUUUGAUGGAGUGGUUGAAGAGAAGAAGAGGCGGGAGUGGGUGAAGAGGAGACGCAGAGUAAACGGGGAGGUGUGUAAGGUAUUUCGUCACAUUAAGGCACAUGGAGAGCAGCCUGGUGGAAAUCUCUUCGUUCUUCCUUCUGGCCUGGCAACAUUCACACCCUUUGCCCUCAGGUCGCUGGGUCAGGAAGUGUUUUCCACAGUGCAGGAGGCUGACUAUGAGAUCGCCAGAUAUGCCUGUCGUCAUGGCAGCAUGGGCAUUCUGGGACAGGACACAGACUUCCUCAUAUAUGACAGUGCUCCUUACUUGUCAGUGGCAAAUCUGCGGAUAGAAAGUCUCACCACUAUCCAAUACGACCGACAGAGGGUCUGCCGAGCCAUUGGACUGUCUGUUACCCAGCUACCACUGCUGGCAUGUCUCCUAGGAAACGAUGUGGUGUCAGAGGAGCGGAUGCAGCACAUCAGGAACAAUGCCAUGGCAACAUACAGGGAAAUGCAUCCUGCUCCGCUCUCUGGAGCUCCUCGGGGGCAGAUGGUGCUAGCUGUAUCCCAGCUUGUGAGUUCUUUGUGGGGCAGGGAGGAAGAAGAGUCCAGACUUAUUCCUCAGUCUCUGAACUUGUCAGAUCCAGACAGAGAGCUCCUGGAGAGGGGCGUUCGCUCCUACUUACUGCCUGAACAGGAAGCUUUUCAGCGGGAUGACAGCUUUCCCUCCGCCUUUGAGAAAUAUGUCAGUCCAGAAAUAUUAAAGGCGUGUAGAGAGAAGCAUGUAGCGGCAGAGGGUUUCAUGGUUUACAAUGUUGUGUGUGAGGGAGUGGUUGAAUGUAGCAACAGUCUGGAGGAUGAAGAGGACAAUGAACUGCUGCCUCAGGCCCUCGUCUACAAGUCCUGCAGACAACACAUCUACAGUCUGCUGCUGCUGCACAGGCGUGAUGGCAGCAUCGUUGAACCUCCAGCAAUCAGGGAAUGGUUUGUCUACCCUGGAAACCCUCUGAAGGAACCUGACUUGGUCCACCCCGUCCCAGUUAGCCUCCCAUGCCAUCAGCCCAGUCUGGACUUGUUGUGGUUCGGCACUGGUCCUGACAUUUCUACUCUUCGUCUGGUGUCCUUUUUUUCAAUUUUUGACUGCCAGGAGUUCUCUGAGUUGUAUGGAGCUAUGGAAGACUCUCUCCUGGCUGCUCUCUGUCUAGUCACCUACAUAGCCCUCCAGGUACCAGCUCUGUCUUUAGAGGACGUGGAUGCUUACCUGAGUCAGGCUGUGUGUCUGAGACUAAAAUCCCCUCAGGAGCUUCAACAGAUCAAGCUUCCUGUCCUCUCCAGUCGGGCAGUGCAGCUGGGAUCGCUCUAUGUUCGAGGACUGAGCCACCUGCUGGGUGCAAACUCUGCCAGCGGCUGCCCGCUGCCCAGCGCUGCCCUGCUGCCUUGGCACAGCUUCGACGGACGGCUGUUCCACUCAAAGUACCUGCUGUCACACAGCGGCGCAGAAGACACUGUGCUGUUGGACAGCGAUUCUUCCUGUCUGUCUCUGUUUCUCCACCUGAGAGAGAAACUUACAGAGGCUUGCAGGAGGAGAAGCAGAGUCCUGCAGUCCAGACCCAGCCCAGAAGCCAGAUACAGAGACAGACACACAGGUUGGUCUUCAGGUGGCGGCGAGAGCUGGAGGGAGAUGACAGGAGGUCAUCGAAGUGGAGGAGGUUGGAGGGAGAGAGGAGAGUCAAGACAAGACCAAGGUGGAUAUGAAAACCAAGAGCGCAUGUGGGAGAGAGGAGGACACAGAGGACGAGGGAUGAGAGGAGGUCAACAUUUUCACCCUCAGUCUUAUCCUUACUGCAAUGAUGGAGGUCUCCAGAGCACGAAUCCUCCUCCGAAACAGUCCAGAGGCAGAUCGUAUCGCAGCAGAGGGAGAUACCAGCUGGCUCCGAGAUGGUCGCAGCCUCCUGGUCCCGGAACAUAAACUCGACCCUGACAGAGAGGAGAGGAGUAGAGGAUUAGAGGGGAGGACUUGAGGAGUUAAGAGGAUGGGAAGGACCUGAUGAAAGGAGUGAAGGAAUCAAAUUUCUCUGAACAAACUGAUUAGUGAAUUACCCGUCAAGAAUAAUGUUUGUCUAACGGAUGCAGUAGAUAGAAAAAUGGGGAUUAAGAGGAGGCAGAAAGAAGAGAUUAAGAAUACUUUGUGUCAUUUGCUAGUUUUAACUCUAAAUUUGUCUUUUUGUUCAUCGUUUUAAGUCAGUCACAAGCCUCCUCCUUCAUCUCAGGGAGACUACAUUUCUCACUGUGACAGAAAUGAACUGUACGAAGGAGAACCCACCAAACAAACACAACGACCCACUUCAAACAUGCACUGAGAAGUGGAUUAAUGGUUAAUCCUCAAGCCUGUUUUUUCCUCUUAUCUUUCACAAUAAAAAGCAAAGAUCUUAA
Messenger RNA from Thunnus maccoyii (southern bluefin tuna), 2961 nucleotides. It is a transcript of the gene fam120b, whose product is annotated as family with sequence similarity 120B. The record is from RefSeq and is a predicted model, not a curated record. The coding region runs from base 278 to 2497 and encodes 739 amino acids. Gene Ontology annotation, cellular component: nucleus. Lineage: Eukaryota; Metazoa; Chordata; Actinopteri; Scombriformes; Scombridae. The transcript has 16 exons.